AUGGUUAUAAAGAAGUGCAACAUCUGUGACCGUCGCUUCAAAAAGACAGAGCAUUUCAAGCGCCAUGAACGGUCCCAUACUAAAGAAAAGCCCUACGAAUGCAAUGUCUGCCAUAAACGGUUCUCUCGAAGCGAUGUUCUAAGCCGGCAUGCUAAGGGCCAUAACGGUCCAGCUGCGCACACGACCACCAAGGCACUCAACCAACAGCCCUCCGCGGCAUCUGCCCAGGACUUCCACUAUCAACCGUCCAAUAUCCCUGAAAAUGGUCAACAAUUCUUUCCUAAUGUGGAUGCCGGCGUUUAUUCUACUUCAAUUCAAACGCAAGCGGUAGAGCCUCGCGACAUGCCCAUCGCUGCAGCAGCAGGUCUCCCAUCAUCCCUGGACUUUUUGGCGGACGUCUCGUCUCAGCAUGCGCGCACCGAGCCUGAUGCCAAUUCAAUGCUCGUGGUUGGCCAACAAACGUAUUUCGAGGAACCAACGGUAUACCAACCGUCCUACAGAGGGCCUGUGUUUGAUCCUAUGCCAAACGAAUCACUUCAGCUAUGGUUGAAUCCUUCUGACGCAACUUCAUAUCCUGGUUCUUUGGAUUUUGGACAUGACUCUAACAUUGGUCUGAUUGAGGAGAACGUGGGUACCUCCGCAACACAGCGCCCCGAACGACAUGAUGGACCCUCCACUGAUAUAGGCGAUACAAAAGCCGGUGCAGCUAUUCCAAAUGACAGAUUUGCCAAAGUUCAGAACUGUUGGUUAGGUCCAUCGAAUAGCACCGGGCGCCUUAUCAAUGAUAUCUGGCGGGAUGUGGCGUACGGCAGCAUAGAUAAUAUUUUUGCGGUGCGCCCUGGGCAAUCGCCAAGCAGUCCGCCAGUCUUGCUGCAGAAGUCAAGGUACGGUCUUGAUGAGGACUGCAGAAGACACCUGCAUGCCACGUUCGGAUAUAUGCGACUCUACAGCCAACGAAAUCGUACUUCCAACGCUCCUCCAGCUUACGACUCGGCACUGGUCGCCCUUGCUCAGUUUCCUCCCGCUGAAAUUUUAGACAUGGCACUUGACCUAUAUUUUCGCAUCUUUCAUCCGCUCGUGCCCUUUAUCCAUCUCCCGACCUUUUCCGCCAAAAACACCAGUCCUUCGGUACUCUAUGUCAUGUGCCUAAUUGGGAUGACUCUCCUAGGAACACAGGGUACAGCUUCUUUCGUCUCCAAGAAUUUCACUUUCGUCCUGGAGAAACUCACAGCUGAGUUGGCCAUGUGUGCUGCUGACACUGAAAGCUCGGGAAACACUAUGUCGGCAUUUGGAGCCUCCGUUCUUUUUCUAAAUUUAGCUGCUCUGACUGGGGAGAAGGGCCAUAUCGAGAAAAGCCAGAUGCUCUACGUCAACCUCAUAUCGGUCGCACAAAGGCACGGUUUGUUUUCGGCUACCGAAGGCCAAUUGCUCGACAAAAGUAUGUUUGAAAGUAUUACAGACAAUGUUCUGAGAUGGAAAGCCUGGAGCAAAGUAGAAUCUGUUAAACGAUUAAUUAUUGCACUACUCGUUCUAGAUGCCUGGCUAUCAUCAUUCCUGUCCACCAGCCCCAUCAUCGUCUCCGAUACUAUUCAGCUCAUUUUACCAUGCAGUGAAGUGCUCUUUGAAGCCAAGAGUUCAGCGCAGUGGGUACAGUUGAUUCGUGGGGGGCAGUGCAUGUUAAUGCCCACUGUGCUGUCUCCAUCAGAAAAUGUAGAGAUCGCAUCACUGGACAGCCAUGUCGAUAAUCUUGGCAUGCAUGCAGUAUUAUCAAUGGUGCAGCUGAAGCUUUCAGAGGCAUAUCACCGCCUCCUAUCACAUCGCGCAAGUUACCCAUUCGCUCCAUGUCACACCUACGCCAUGGAUGGCCGUGCCAGAUGUCUUUCAACCCUUCAAAUCCAGAUUGCUAGCAAAUACAGUUAUAUCCUAGGGCACCUGGACCCCAACGCUAGUAUCCUGUGGCACAACAUGUGUAUGAAUCUCACAGCAGAUAUCCAAAUCUUUGAACUGGCUGCAGGCCGUGCAGGUCCAGGCCCAGCGCGGAAAGCCCUCGAUGAUAUUGCUGCUUGGUCGCAAACACCAGCCGCCCGGAGGGCUUGUCUCCACGCAGCCCACGUGUACAAAAUUAUGAUCCAUCGCAAAGCAUCGGAUCACAUUACGUUUCAUUCAGUCUUUUCACUCUUUUCCGCAGCUCUCGUCUUGGGUCUGUACAUAUACAUGGUGCCCAAUAGCACUGAGCCACAAACUGGAGGCACUCCAAUCGACAUCCUGGAUGAUAUAGACUGGAAUGGUCUGUGUGGCGAGGGGUUCACCAGCUUUAUGGAGCCUAAUGGGGCUCAAUCGUGUACAGAAUCGGAUGAGGCAGCGGUGAAUUUCAUUCGAAAAGGGGGCACGGUGUAUUUCCGUGGAGUCCCUUUUCAGAGCGGCUAUCACUCGGCGCGACGAAUUUUGCUGGACUAUGCGGGCCUAUUGAAGGAUACUGGGAAAUGGAGCGUUCGCAAAUUUUCCCACGUGCUCUAUAUAAUGAGCGACGUCCUGAUGGAUAUGGAUUGA
Messenger RNA from Aspergillus nomiae NRRL 13137, 2550 nucleotides. Its product is annotated as FTFMHR domain-containing protein. Bases 1 to 2550 code for a protein of 849 amino acids. Gene Ontology annotation, molecular function: DNA-binding transcription factor activity, RNA polymerase II-specific; zinc ion binding; RNA polymerase II cis-regulatory region sequence-specific DNA binding. NCBI's taxonomy places the organism in Eukaryota, Fungi, Ascomycota, Eurotiomycetes, Eurotiales, Aspergillaceae. The record is from RefSeq and is a predicted model, not a curated record. The transcript has 7 exons. Gene Ontology annotation, biological process: regulation of transcription by RNA polymerase II; DNA-templated transcription. Gene Ontology annotation, cellular component: chromatin.